Messenger RNA from Guillardia theta CCMP2712, 339 nucleotides. RefSeq lists its product as hypothetical. The annotation marks the transcript as partial. The record is from RefSeq and is a predicted model, not a curated record. Lineage: Eukaryota; Cryptophyceae; Pyrenomonadales; Geminigeraceae. Gene Ontology annotation, molecular function: peptidyl-tRNA hydrolase activity. Gene Ontology annotation, cellular component: mitochondrion; cytosol. The transcript is spliced from 6 exons.
GUGCUGGUGGUGAACCAGGAGCUCAAGAUGGGCAAGGGAAAGAUCGCCGCGCAAUGCGGGCAUGCUGUGCUGGGUGCUUACAAGAGGGGGAAGAAGUAUGCUCCCUCCGCGCUGACGUGGUGGGAGAAGUUCGGCCAGGCGAAAAUCUGCGUGCAAUGCCCGACAGAGGAUGAGAUGUGGGAGAUCGCCAAGAAGGCAGGAGCCAAGGGCCUCAUCACUUACAUUGUCAUGGAUGCUGGGAGGACGCAGAUAGCGGCGGGGAGCAGGACUGUGCUCGCGAUCGGACCUGCGCCCGAGCAGCAGUUCAAAGGACUUACGGAUCACCUGAAGCUGCUGUAA